Molecule: messenger RNA, 3724 nt
Organism: Gadus macrocephalus (Pacific cod)
Lineage: Eukaryota; Metazoa; Chordata; Actinopteri; Gadiformes; Gadidae
Gene: sycp1
Product: synaptonemal complex protein 1
Exons: 34
Coding region: 201-3272 (1023 amino acids)
Biological process (GO): lateral element assembly; meiotic DNA repair synthesis; synaptonemal complex assembly
Cellular component (GO): transverse filament; central element; synaptonemal complex
Molecular function (GO): double-stranded DNA binding
Source: RefSeq, a predicted model, not a curated record
GCGCCUUUUCAAUAUAACGAGUUCACGCGCACGCACGGCCGUUGGAUAAAAACCUUUAAACCGUUGGAUAAAACCAGUUAACCCGUUAGUAUAUGGAGUUAUUUUGACCAACGUUACUACUUACUUGCUUAAUAAUUUCCUGCAAUUAGCUUAUAUGAAUUUGUAUAUUGUUGCUAUUUCUAGUAAGGAAGCCUCACAGGAUGGAUAAAGACCGAGGAUUCACCUUUAAACUGUUAGUGCCACCGAGGGUGAACCGAGGGCAGAUCUCGGCGGUCCGACCGCAGGAGAUAGUGGAGGACUGGAGCGUGAGGCAGGCAGCAGGCGGACAGCAGGGCUUCAACCCAUGUAUUGACAAAGCUUUACCUAAGGCAAACAUGGUUGUUCCAAAUAAACCUGGCAGACAAGAUAUCCCAAAGUCAAGAGUUGUACCUUCAGUAGAGAACGAUGAGAAUAAUAGUGGACAACUCUAUACCAUGCUGUUUGAUGAAGUGGACAAAAUAAAAUCUUGGAAAGCCAAAGUGGACUCUGAGACCAUGAAAAACGACCGCAGUCUGCAAGAAAAUAGAAGAAUAAUUGAAACCCAGCGCAAAGCCAUUCAGGAUUUGCAGUUUGAAAAUGAAGGUCUAAGUAUAAAGCUGGAGGAAGAGAUACAUGAGAAUCAGGAUUUGAGGAUCAAGAACAAUGCCACAAGGAAUUUAUGUCAUUUAUUGAAAGACACUUUUGAACGUUCAUCUGAAAAAAUUAAUUCAUUUGAAUCUGAGAGAGAGGAAACACACCAACUCUUUUUGGAAAAUAAUGAAAGUAUUCAGGGGAUGAUUACUGCCUUUGAGACCCUUCGUAUUCAAGCAGAAGCGGAUCGACAUGAAAUGCUGCAAGUCAAAGAAGGCCUGUUGCAAUUUGAAGUGCUCAAAGAUAAAGUUGACCAGGAAUAUCGCAUCAAAUAUGACGAGGUUAAACUCCUUGAGAAAAAACUAAAGGAGAAGGAGGAUGAACUGGAGAAGCUGAUGGUAAACCUUAAAAUAACCCAGGAGAGUUGCAGACUACUUGAAGAAGAGAAUGGUAAACAGAAAGAACUUAUCAAAAGUUCCAAACAUGACCAGGACUCUGUUCUUCAUAAACUUCAAUAUGCAGAAGAGCUGUGUAAAGAAACUGAGAAAAACCUGGCAAGAAUGACCUCAGCAAUGGAGAAAACCAAAGAAGACUAUGCACAAUUAAACCAACAGAAAGAUUUAAGAAUAGAGGAGCUCAGCAAAGCUAAAUAUCAACAAGCAAAUGCAUUAGUGGAAAUGCAGGCUGCAGCAAAUGAGAGAGAAUCAUUACUAUCAUCAGAAAAGGAAAGAGGAAAGGAGCUUGAGCUUAAGCUUCAAGACAUCAGCAUGGAGAUGGAAGACACCAUGGCAGCUCUAGGAGAAACAAGGGAGAAGAGCCUAAAAAAAGAUGAAGAGAUCAAGGUUGCAGCAGAUGAACUGGAGAUUAAAUCACAGUCCAUUGGCAUUCUCAUGGAGAGGAACAAAUGUAUUGAAGCCGGAGUUCAAGAAACAGCAGCUGAGUUGUCUAGAGCAAAUGAGGAAGCCAAACUUUUUAAGGGUAAAGUUGAGAUUUUAUCUGCAGAAAGGGAACUGCAGAAGAAGGCCGGUCUGAGGGCUGAAAAGGCCCAUAAUGAGCUGAAAGAGAAAGCCAGGAUGGCUGAGGAAAAAGUACAGGAAGUGGAAGCCAAGUUAUUGGUUGAGCUAGAGCAAAGACAAGCAUCAACCUUUCAUAUGGAACAACAAAAAAAGGACAUUAUUCAACACGAAAUAAGGUAUGGAGAGCUGUUAUCAAGGUAUAAUGAUGUGCACAUGAAGCUAGAAGAAAAAUUGAAGGCUAGUGAGGAAAGGGAGUUGGACAUCACAAGAGAAGUCGAAGGAUUAGAAGACAAAAGCCAACAUUUACGAGAGGAAGUUUCUUCGUUGAAUAUCCAAAUUCAGGAGCAAUAUAAAAAAACGGCAGAUCUGGAGAAUCAAUUAUUGCAAAGUGAUGAGAACUUGCAGGAUAAAAUAACCAAAAAAGAGAAGCAGUAUAAAGUGAUGGAAGCAAAGCUGUGCAAUCUCAAGGCAAAAUUUGAAGCUAAGUCUAAGACCCAGGAAGAACGCAACACAGAGAAUAAAACCCUUAAAAAACAGAUGGCAAAAGAGAUUGAAAGAUGUGGUCAUCUUGAAGAUAAGAUUAAUCAUCUAAAAGAGGAAUGUGAACAUAUGAAAAGAGAGAACGAAGGAGAACGUAAAAGAUUGCUUGAAGAGCUUGAUGUCAAAACUACUAUGGCAGCUGAGCUUGAAAAUGAGGUGCAAAUACUCAAGCUCACAGCUUCAGAAGUCACCAAGAACAAGGAGGACUUGGAACUCAAAUGUCAACACAAGAUUGCCGACAUGGUCGCACUAAUGGAAAAACACAAGAAUCAGUAUGAUGAAAUGGUUAAAGAAAAGGAUGCAGAGCUUGAGGAGACAAAAAAUACCCAGAAGGAGGCUUUUGCCCGAAAAAGUUCACUGGAGUUGGAGCUUUUCCAGAAUAAGAUCGAAAAUGAUGACCUGAAAAAUAAUCUGAAGAAAGCGAUGAAAGAGACGGUAAGAGCCGUGGCGGUGUGCUUCAUUUCCGCUAUUUCUAUAUGCAACCCUAUAUCCCAUGAGUUUUACUUCAUACUUGUAAUAGUUAUUUUUUUAUUUUGCUCACCUGUUCCAAAGGAAAACGUAGACAUUUUGAAAGAAACGUUCCCAAAGACCAAGAGUGCAGGCUGCAAAAACAACAAUGGAGGUUUCUCAACUGCCAACAUACAGGAAUCAAACAGGAAAACUCCUUCUUGGAACACCAUACAAAUAUCUGGUCGGACACCAAAACAUCAGGACAUUUCAAAAGAGAUCAUCAAGACACCUUCUUGGAGCACAGGUACCGUAAGCAGGAUUGGAGCCACACCAAAAAUCAAGUCCUACAGAAUCAGAACCCCCCCAUCUUUGGAGAAUUCAGCUCCUUGGGGAAGGGGCACCCUGGAGCUCGAUCCCAAGUCUGACAGUUCUGAGCCCAAUGAUCUCAUGACAUUUGCUGAUGAACCUGAGCCACGAUUCUCUGCAAAGCAGCGCAAAGGACACACCCUCAAGACGAACAAAAGCCCUGCCGUGUAUAAAUCCCCUGGAAACUCCCUGAAGAUGGCUGCGAUAAAAAGGAUGAGAGAUGCAGGUUGGAUUACUGUCGCUAGCUCAGACGAAAAGAAAAAGAAGGUGGAUCAAAAAAUAUUUGCUUAAAAAAGUGCUUUUAUAUGACAGAGAGUUCAUAAGCAUAGUCAUCAGUAAGCAUAGUAUCAGUGUUUGUUCAAAACUGAUUUAGCUUUGUAUGAACGUUUAAGUUUGUAUUCAUUAUCUUUAAGCCGUUUUAGACAUUUCAAUAAGGUAUUAGUUCUCAUGAAUUUGUUGGAUACUGACCAAUGACUGUGUUCAUGAAUGCUGUUGCAUAGUCAAGCAUGGCUGUUCCAUUUGCGUUUCAUUACCAUGCACACAAAAUGUUAUGUACUUUUCAAUUUGUGUUUUUUUAUGAUAAUAAUAGAUCAAUUCAUUGCUGUUUGUAUUACAGAUUGUUACAAUUAUAAAAAUUCUGAUUCUGCAUUGUUCUCGUUAGCGUUAUAAAUAAAUUAUAAUAUAUUUCCCAAUGUAUCAAGAGUAUACUUCAAAGAUGACAGUUGUUGAAAGCUCAAUUCUGA